GUCUAUCAUAUCAAUUUAACAUUCUGAUUCUUCGCAUUACCAAUCCUUGCAUUGAUGAAUACAAUAACAUCCAUUGGCAUUCUGUCUUGACGUGAGUAUUGAAAUUCACAAAGCGGGAUAUUUUUAGUUCUUAAUAUAUGAUUUGAGACUCUUACAUUGGACGUGGAAUUUUACAUUCUUAUUCUAUUUUACAUUCCUAUUCAAUGAUUUUAUAAGAGCUAUUCAUUUUAAAGGUUUUGCCACAUCCUCAUACAUGGAUUUUCCAUGGUUUUUAUUUGUUGAACUAUCCAUUUUCAUCCUUUGUAUGAUAAUCAUACUUUGUAUCUAAGUCUUUGUCUAAAAAAUUAAAGCUCCUUAGUGUACAAAACUGACAUAGAUUUUACAUGAAGCUACCAAAAACAUGCAGGAAAAAACAGAAUAUUGUGCAAGUAAUCUAAUUUAAAAUAAAAUACAUUUGGGAUUAUCUUGUUCGCCCAUUACAUUAUGAAAUAAAAACUCCUCACAAAGAAAAACAAGUGUUUGUCCUACUAAAAGGCUAUCUAUUCUAUUUUAACUCAUUUAACUACAUGUAAGCAAACAUUUUGCAUGUGCUUUCUUGUUGAAAAUGGAAAUCUAAUAUCUUAUAUAUUGGCUAUUUUCCUACAUGUAAAACUCCUACUUAGCCAAUUUUUUUCAGGUAAACUUCUGUGCACCAAAUCUUUUCUUACAAAACUUAAACUUAUCUUUUGACAAUGCCUUUAUUAACACUUCUGCUACUAUCAAUUUUAUUUCACAAUAUUGCUGCUACACAAUAUUCUUCUCAAUUUAUUCACUAAGUAAUUUGAUAUUGUACUACAAUAUGCUUAGUUCUCCAAUGAAACCUUGAAUUCUUUGUUAUUGCCAUGCAUUUUAGACUGUUACAUAUCAACACUAUUAGUUGUGUUUGAGUAAUCUCAACGUCUUGCAACAAUUUUCUGAAUCAUAUUAAUUCUUUCAUGGAUUGACAAGCUGCUACGUAUUCUGGCCCUGCACUUAAAAGAGAAAUUGUCAGUUAUUACUUGCUCUUGAAUCUAUAUCUCCACUUAAAUUGAAUUAGUCUCUUGAUGUCUAUCUUUGGUCAUCAAUAACUCUUGUCUAAUCUGUAUCACAAUAUUUAAUUAUCUUAGGAGAUUCUUCUGAACUCCUACCAAAUCUAAUCCAGUGCAUGAUAGCUCCUCGAAGAUAUCUGUAAAUUGUUUUGACAGCUGCUAAAUGCCAAGGUUCAGGAUCGUUUGAAAAUUGAUUCACCAUACUUACAACUAAAGACCAAUGCAUACAUCAAACUUCCAACUGCAUUCUGAUAUAAAACAAUAGUCAUAUAAUCUUUUCUUCUUGUUUCUUGGGGCACAUUUCCUGUGAAUUCUACUUAUGAGCUUUUCUUGAAGUACUUAUCCAUUUGCAAUUAUCUAUCGUGAACUUUUUUGAGAAUGUUCUUAACAUAGAUGGCCUACUCGCAAAGUACUCGGCGAGUUUUAAAAACUCGCCAAGUUUUUGCCAAAAACUUGGCAAGUUUGAGACAAAAACUCGGCCGCUACAACAUAACACCGAAAAAUGUCAAAAACACAUUUCAUUUCAUCAUUUUCGCUUGGGUUUUUUGCUAAGAAGGGGGAAGAGUGAUUCCAACACUCUUGCAAGGUGAUUUCCAGCUAUUCUUGCCAAUUCCAUGUGGAUUUGAAGGGGAUUUGAGGUGGUUUUUCAAGAAAAAUCAGAUUCCCAGGUUAACUAAGCAUUAAUUAUGGAAAGUUCUGAUUGGCCACUAGAACCAUGCCCAUCUAGAUAUAUAGGCACCCGUCCUAAAGGUGCUAGAGAUAGGGCUUGGAGGUAUGCCUAUGAGGGACUCGAUUCUGGGACAGUUAUUUGCAUAAAGUGUGAAAAACUACUUCAUGGAGGCAUCAACCACCUCAAAUACCACCUUGUAGGCAUAGACAGUCAUGAUGCUAGAGAAUGCCAAGGGACCAAUCUUGAAAUAAAAAGACAAACGAAUGCCCUACUUGCAGAUAGGGAAGAGAAGAAAUUGCAAAGGGAGAGGGUAAAGCUAGCCAUGAGAUCAACCAUAGCUGAAUCUCAAGAUGCUUCUAUUGACAUUGAAGAAGAACAAGAAGCACUUGAGGGCAUAGUGGGCUCUCGGCGUGGCCCACGUAUCCGCAAACCCACCACCACCACCUUGCCCAUCGCUUCUGCUUUCUCUAGUAGAGUACCUAGGGCUGGCAAGGGCACUGCUGCACCACAAUCAAGGUCCAUAGGUGAUAAUUUUGUAUCCAAGAACACACCUGGAGCACAACCAUCAUUAGAGGCCAUUGGAUGGAAUAGGGAGGCACAUGAGAAAACCAACAUUGCAACAACUGAUUUUUGGUACUUCAACAACAUUCCAUUUAAUGUGGCAGACAAUCCUUAUUGGCUGAAUUUGGUGACCGCAAUGACAGUUGCAGGAAAGGGGUACAAGGCCCCUUCUUGCAAGGAUUUGAGUGGGAGGUUGCUCGCAAAUGCAGUUGCUAGGGCAAAAGAAGUGGUGGACCAAAAAAAUGAAUGGACAAAAUAUGGCUGCACCAUGUUUUCUGAUGGGUGGAGAAGUGGCAAGAACCACACCAUCAUUCAUUUUUCGGUUGCUUGCAAGGACAAUGUAGUGUUCUUGAAAUCGGUUGAUGCCUCCAAUAAGGUGAAAAAUGCAGAAACAUUGGCUGCAAUGUUGGAGCACAUUGUCAUGGAGGUGAGAGUAGAGAAUGUGGUGCAAAUCAUCACAAAUAAUGCAGCAGCAUAUGUGGUAGUAGGUAGAAUCCUCCAGGAGAGGCACCCCACUUUUUUUUGGACACCUUGUGCAACACAUGUCCUUGACCUUCUUUUGGAGGACAUAGGGAAACUUGAGUGGGUGACUCCAGUUGUGGAAGAUGCAAGGAGGAUCACGAAAUAUAUUUACAAUCACCCUUGGGUUCUACAUUUGAUGAGAGAGCACACCCAAGGGAAAGAUUUGGUGAGAGUUGGUGUCACAAGGUUUGCAAUGAUUUUCUUGACGUUGCAAAGCAUUCUUGCUGCAUUGAAUUCUUUGAAACAAAUGUUUGUGAGUGAAGCAUGGCUAAACUCACCUUAUUCAAAGAAGGUUGAAGGAGAGGUUGUCGCAUGCAUAGUCUUCGACAACCAAUUUGCACAAAGAGUUGCAGAGAUUGUGAAGGUGUCAGAGCCCUUGGUUAGAGUUCUCCGCUUGAUGGAUGGGGAUAAAACCCCAAUGGGGUAUAUUUAUGAGGCCAUGGAUAGGUUAAGAAGUCUAUAAAAAAAUACAAGGGGGAUAGCCUCAAAUUUGAUCCCAUUUGGGAAAUUAUUGAUAAGAGGUGGAACAAUCAGCUCCACCAACCCAUUCAUGUAGUAGGGUACUUCCUCAACUUUCGUUUUAAGUUCGGGGGUUCUUACUCAGAUCCUAAUGGAGAGGUCAUGGAGGGCCUCACUACAUGCAUUCAGAGGAUGGUACCUGAUGUUAAGGAGAGAGACCUCAUUGUGGGCGAACUCCAAAAUUAUGAGGAAGCAAGGGGUAAGCUAUUCUCUUUAGAGCUGGCUAGGAGAGGAAGAACCACUCAAUCCCCAGAUGCUUGGUGGCAAAAUUGGGGUGGAAACACCCCCCAUCUCAAAACAAUUGCCCUCAAAAUCUUAUGUCAGCCUUGUAGUUCAUCCAAUUGUGAGCGCAAUUGGAGCUUGUUUGAAGCAAUCCACACGAA
Cryptomeria japonica (Japanese cedar) is the source of this 3722-nucleotide messenger RNA. RefSeq lists its product as uncharacterized. The record is from RefSeq and is a predicted model, not a curated record. The transcript has 6 exons. Bases 1754 to 3283 code for a protein of 509 amino acids. Lineage: Eukaryota; Viridiplantae; Streptophyta; Pinopsida; Cupressales; Cupressaceae.